AUGUCCUUAACAAGAUCACAUAGCCAGUGGCCUAGAGGCAUCCCCUCUUUCAUUCGCCGACAUGAGGAACCCGUGGCCCGGAAGAAUUUUGAUGCCGCCUCUCGUGCAUGGAGGCAUUUUGUUCGUGAGCAGUGGGUCGGUGGCGACGGCGCGGAUCAACAGAAACGAGCGUUGAUCGAACGCUGGGCAACAGCAGACCAACAAUUCCGCGAUAGCUAUCAAACACGAGCCCCAGAGGACGAGCCUAGUUUUUUUGAAGGUCCUGAACUUGCGGAUAGAACUUUCGGAGCCAAUGACGUUCAAAGUUCCUGCAUGGUCUACUUCUGCACCACCGAAUUAACCCCCGAGAAAGAAGCCCUGCUCGCCAAGUGUAUCCUGGGAUUAUUCCCAUGGGAAGACGGCUGGGACUUUCUAGCAGACGAAAUGAUAGUGUUUGUUCCCCCUGAAGACAAUAAGGGGAAUGUUCUCGAGACAUUUAAAUUCCAUCAAAGUGUCGCGCGACCCAACUUCCUCGAUAUGCACAUGGCGCUUGAUGGAACUGUACUUUUCAGAGACUGCUCCCCCAAGCUUAUUAUCGAUGACCGGACCCUUGAGACCGGACUAGGUCUCUGGGUUGAUUUUGCAACCAACGGUAUCUACGAGAUAGCCCGUCGGGGUCAAAUUAUGAUGGAGGAAUUCGCCCACUUUUAUCGGGAAAUCGGUCCGGGAAAUCGAGUCCCAAUAGACCAGGCGCUCAAUUACAUUGAGGACCGGGAAAUUUACAUAGACCGCGACGAAGAUGCAGAUCCAAGAGAGAUUUUGGAGGAUGAACCAGUCGAUAUGCGACGGCCGCUUGUGGAAAUCUACAAAGGAAAUGAAGUCGAUCUGGUGGAUGACUAUGCGCCAGGAUUUCGCGAGGCGGAGGAGCAGGGUGACGGUUUAGCGAUCGGAUUUGAUUUGGAAAGGAUACUUGCGAACGAUGGAAAUCCCCUGAUUGUCAGAGAUCAUGGAAGUGACCAUUAG
This is a messenger RNA of Penicillium brevicompactum, 1002 nucleotides long. RefSeq lists its product as uncharacterized. The record is from RefSeq and is a predicted model, not a curated record. The transcript is spliced from 4 exons. Lineage: Eukaryota; Fungi; Ascomycota; Eurotiomycetes; Eurotiales; Aspergillaceae. The coding region runs from base 1 to 1002 and encodes 333 amino acids.